Molecule: messenger RNA, 5441 nt
Organism: Microplitis mediator
Lineage: Eukaryota; Metazoa; Arthropoda; Insecta; Hymenoptera; Braconidae
Gene: Prosap
Product: SH3 and multiple ankyrin repeat domains protein 2-like
Exons: 18
Coding region: 488-5332 (1614 amino acids)
Cellular component (GO): postsynaptic membrane; postsynaptic density; dendritic spine
Molecular function (GO): ionotropic glutamate receptor binding; synaptic receptor adaptor activity
Source: RefSeq, a predicted model, not a curated record
CUUCUUACUGUGAAGGUCUUUCCAUAUAUAUUAUUAUUAUUAUUAUUAAUAUUUACUAUCACUUGUUCUCGUGCUAUAAAACAACAUUGAUUAAAUAACAUACGUAUGUAUGUAUAUAUACAUACAUAUACAUUUAAACAUAAGUUAUAAGUUUGUGUAUCGAAUUUAAAUAAGUGACAAAGGUGUUGUGUUACAAAUAAUUUAAAUUAAAAUUUUAAAUAAUAAAUAAAAUAAUUAUUUAGUUUUUUAAAUUAUUGUCAGUAACUGAUAAUAAAUAAAUAAUUUAAAUAUUAAAUUAAGUGAAAGUUAAGGUGCAUAAACUUAAUUUAUUUUACUGACGAUAAUUAUUUAUUCAUCGGACUUCAAUUGUGAUGGUGCAAUUCUAUUUAAUUAUCUUCGUAUAAUUAAGAGAUGGAGUUUCUUUUAUAAAUAUGAUGUGAUAAAAAGAGCGAAGAGAGGUUAAGGACGAGCCCGUAGGGUCUUCGCAAUGGAAGCGGGACCAAGAACGGGCACUUGUCCCAGUGGAGGACAAGCUGGCAAUGUCACUGGUGGACAAGCACAAUUUAUUCAGGCCCACGAUGCCGCUCUGGAAGCCGGUCCCGUUGAAGACGGAAUACUUUUUGCCCGAGUUGAAGUACCAGAGCUACAGGUCACAAAGUGUCUUCAAUUCCCUAAAGAUCAACUCGUAUGGGAUGUUAAGCAGCAAUGCCUCGCAUCUCUGCCAAAGGUGGCCACAUGGUACAGGGAAUUAAAGGAGAGCUUCAACUACGGUCUUUUUUGUCCUCCCGUAAAUGGAAAAGCUGGAAAAUUCUUGGAUGAAGAACGUCGCCUUGGAGAUUAUCCUUUCAAUGGACCAGUCGGCCACUUAGAGCUGAAAUACAAACGGCGAGUUUACAAGACGUUGCAUCUAGAUGAAAAACAGUUAAAAGCCUUACACACACGGACAAAUUACCGGAGAUUGCUUGACUACGUAACCAAUAGCCAAGUUGAGAAAAUAUCAAAAAUGUGUAACAAAGGAUUAGACCCAAAUUUUCACUGUCAAGAAACAGGAGAAACACCUCUAACCCUUGCAACAAGUCUGAAGAAGCCAUCGAAAGUGAUAAUCGCUCUGGUAAAUGGUGGAGCUCUUUUAGAUUACCGAACGAAAGAAGGUCUUACAGCAAUGCACCGUGCUGUUGAAAGAAACAAUAAAGAAGCUGUAAAAACUCUUCUUGAACUGGGUGCUAGUCCAAAUUAUAAAGACACUAAAGGUCUUACACCCCUUUAUUACAGCGUUAUUUACAAAGCAGAUGAAAUGAUAUGUAACGCGCUGCUUCAUGAUCACGCGACAAUCGGCGCUGAAGAUCUUCAGGGAUGGCAGGAAAUUCAUCAUGCUUGCCGAAAUAAUCUCGUUCGGCACCUAGAUCAUCUUCUGUACUACGGCGCUGACAUGAAUGCACGAAACGCGUCUGGUAAUACUCCAUUGCACGUAUGUGCAGUUAACAACACGGAUGCAUCAUGUAUUCGUACAUUGCUCUUCAGGGGCGCGCAAAAAGACAGUUUAAAUUAUGCGAAUCAAACCCCCUACCAAGUUGCCGUCAUUGCUGGUAACAUGGAACUCGCGGAAGUCAUCAAGACUUAUCAAGCUGAAGAUGUUGUGCCACUUAAAGAUCCUCCGAGCUACAAUCCAAAGAGACGUUCAGUGGCUUUCGCUGGCAUGACCACCAGCUGCUCAGCAAGUAAUUUGGGCACCUUAACCAGGAUACCAACUUCAAAUGAAUCAUCUACAUGUGGUACACUAACCCGUACCAUUUCCGUAGAUCAAUAUUCAACCGGAACACUGAGUAGACUUCCUAUGAGCGAGCAUUAUAGCUCUAGUAUACCGUCAUCAUCCUCGUCAUCAUCUUCUAGUAGAAUUCCGUCCGGCAAUGAGCAAUAUAUUAACGAUUGUUUGAUGGCAAGAACACCGUCCACAGAGCAGCAGUAUUCGAGCGCAUCGAUGAGCCGAGUAUCGUCUGGAGAACAUCAGUAUUCUGGUAUAUCGCGUGCUGAGUCGCAUCACAGUAGUCUCAAUCGAGUGCCGUCCAUAGAACAACCACGUGGUGGUAAUAGUACGGGUGAAUGCGGAAAUCUACAGAGAAUACCGUCCGAACAGCAACUAGUAAGCACAAUGGUCCGUCUGCCACAACAAUCAUACUGUCAAAAUCAACAGGGUCAUAAUAAUUUAAAUAGAAAUAAUAAUAAUAACAAUAAUAAUAAUAAUAGUAAUAAUAAUAAUAAUAAUAAUGAAUUACAAAAUAAUAUAAAUCGAUUACCGUCCGAAUAUCAAACCCCCAAUUUACGAGAUCCACAUGUGAGAUCACCAAAUGCGGAGCACUAUCAAAACUUAAGAAUAGAAGGCCUUACGAGACUACAUGAGCAUCAUCAUCAUCAUCACCAUCACCACCGAUUUGGGUUACAACACCGACUAGACAUUCAAGGACGAAUGAUGGAAAUGCCGCCAUCACCAUCACCAAGUAGCCGAAGUUUCGCACCUUUCAGCUCAGCAAGUUCCAGCCUAUCUGAGGGCAGCAACCAACCUUCUGGUGAAGAUUCAGCCAGCAUCGUUACAGACAAAAGUCUCGGGGACACAGCAUCGGACAUCAUUAGUGACAGCUCUGGUGUUGGUACAUCACAGUCUGACACAACGAACUCGCUCUCCAUUCCCGGUACGACGGUGGUCUGCGUCGAGAGUUAUAACAGCGGUAUCGCCGGACACCUGACUAUCAACCAGGGCGACAUUCUCGAAGUCACUGGAGCGACAGAUUGUGGUCUUCUGGAAGGCGUACUCCGAGGUCAAGGCACUGGACUAUUUCCCGCCCAUUGUGUUCAAGAAGUCAGGCUUCGGCACACCAAUAUUCCAUUAGGACCUCAGCAUAUGAGAGAAGGCCGCAAUCGUGUUAUGGGACGUAGGGAAGCGCAACAGAAGUAUUUUGCGACUGCUCCAAGGUUGAAGAAGCCUAUAUGUAUGUUUAGUGCUACUUCAGAGCCGAGAUCUGUCGUACUGCAUCGUUCGAAAAAAGGCUUUGGAUUCAUUCUUCGUGGCGCGAAAACAACACCCUCGAGUUUGGUGGGUUUAGCUCCAGCAGCGCAGUACCUUGAUGAUGUCAGUCCAGGUGGAGUCGCUGAUUUGGCUGGACUUAGGAAAGGAGACUUUCUUAUUCAGAUCAACGGAGAAGAUGUAUCGACUGCUUCUCAUGAACAUGUAGUAGAUCUAAUAAGAAGAUCCGGUGAAUUAGUUCGAAUGACCGUAGUAUCACCAGUAGUAAAUCUUCCAAAUUCACAAUCAACUGCAGCGCUGCCGACUAGUCAACCAACUCAAAGGCAAUACGCGACAUUGCCACGUAAGGGUAGUAAUAAUGUGCCCAUAACCGGGACACUGGGAAGAUCACCAGCACCAAUGCCACCUCGAAGAGAUCCUAAGACUACACUAAGUGUUGGUCGUGCACGAGCUCGGUCAAUGGUUGCUGGUUUAGAAGGUGGUGGAGAAAAAGACGAUCGAGAUGACAUUGGAUCAACUGGAGGUAAAUCCAGCAGUGCUGAGUCAAUCCAUCUUGCCCAGCAGUCAUCAACUGGACCCAAUACCGGACAAAAUACUCCUGUCCAGCCGCGUACUGCUAGCAUUCGUUCUCGGCCAACAUCGAGCCGCAUAACUGCCGCAGAACUUCAGCACGAUUUAUUCGAGACUCGAGCAUCUGCAUUGCUUCGAUUACAGGAACUAUUUCAACGACAGGGAAGCGAAACCGGCCAAUAUGGCCAGACCAUGAUGAGUUCUCACUUUCAGGCUGGACCGGCUACCAAAUCACACCCCUCGUCACCAGCGAAAACGGGCAGAGUCUACGCGAGCGUCGCAGAAAUGAAACGCAAGGGCAAAUCAAAUUCACGGGUACGAUUCUUUGGUGGACUGGGUGGUGGUUCAGAUUUACAUCGAGACUUUCACAGCACGCCUGACCUAAAUAUUCAAGGACAAUCAUCAGCUCUGGCACCCAAAGGUCAUCGUAGUCAAGAAGAUGUUAAUGCACUGAGUAGAAAUGGUUUGCCACCACCAAAUCACCCGCCUCCCCCGCCGCCAGUUGGUCAAGUAAUCAAAGUCAAUGUCGGUGCCAAUGUACCGGAUGUUGUGACUCCUGCUUCUGUUUAUGACAAUAUGGCUCAUAUUCAACAAGUUAAAGAAUUGGCAGCAGCUUCGGAGAGUAAUUACGGAGUAAUGUCAAGCUUCCGACCAGCAAACAAUGCUAAACUUUACGCAUCUCCAGAGGACACCAAGACUGUCGGUUAUCGAUCGCAUAGUUUACCAGGAAAUCCAUCAAGAACGCACUUAAGAAAGUCACAUAGCUUACGUACGUCAAAUAAUACCGGGUUUAAUAAUCAGAACGGACAAAAGAUCGGCAACGGUGUAAUAAAUUCAAACAAUAAUGGCUCUUUGAAUGCCAGUGGCUGUAAUCAAUACGCCCAGCCUUUAAAAACAAAUCGCAGUCACAGUAUAGCCGGUACACGUGAAAUAAAAAAGAAAAUAAUAACCGCCAGUGCAUCAGCAACAAAUUUAUCGGGUAUCGUAUCAGGUCCGCCAAUCCCUGAACCAGACUACAGUCUAUCAGAGUCAGAAAACGAAGAUGAUGAAGAAGAAGAAUUCGAUGUCGGUGAAUCUGAGAUAGCAAAAGAAUUAGAAAAAGCAGCAGCGCGUGAUAAAUUUGAGUCAACACGUGAAACUUCUGGUAAUUCAAAUGCAUCAGGCAGUAGUUCAUCUGGUAGUAGUUCAUUGCCGCAUUCUUUUAGCGUUGAAGAAAUUCAGAAGGUAAGAACGCAAUUAAAGUCAUCAAAAAGUCAUCCGAAUGAGUUUUUAUUGAGCCAGCAAACACAGCAAUUAGAAGACGGUGAUAACAGUUCAAGCGGCGUUAGUUCUGAUCAAGAUGUACCAGUAGGGCCACCAACUGGUUUUGAUGACACAUCAAGAAAUGAUAACAAUAAUCAAUCGAUUGUUAAUACAGACAAAGAUAAUAAUCAUAAGAGAAUGAAUUACAGCAGCGGUAUGCUUACAAGACACGCAGUAAGUCUUGCCCAAUUGCCACCGCCAAUAGAAGCCGAUGCUGAAGAACAGAACAAUGAUUUGUUUGUUCCACCCCCACCAGAAUUUAAUGCCGGUCCAUCUGCCGGUCAGGCUGAUAACAACGAGCUCGUUUUUGCACCACCGCCGCAAUUCUCUGAUAAUCGUCAGCAAAUUCAACAAAAUCGAGUUAAAAUAAUUGGAGCGAUUCCUAAAGUUAUCGGGAACAAUCAAGUUAAGCCACCAACUGGACGUUUACACAGUCAAUAAAUUUAUUUAAAUAUAUAUUUAUGUUAUUGAUUUACAUACUGAUUUAAUUUAAAUGUGACGUAAAAAAAAAACAAGCUGAUGAAUAAUAAAUUAGCAAUAAAUAUUUGAA